Nezara viridula (southern green stink bug) is the source of this 1265-nucleotide messenger RNA. NCBI's taxonomy places the organism in Eukaryota, Metazoa, Arthropoda, Insecta, Hemiptera, Pentatomidae. The record is from the annotation of a GenBank genome assembly.
GGUAUUCAGAGUUAUACAUCAGAAGAUAAUUCAAUGUUAACUAAAAUUGUCCUAUCUUUAUACAGAUAUCGCUUCGGAUAGGGGACAAUGGACUUCUUGUAUCUUCAGACGACCGCCUUCUCCUCCAAAGCCUUCAGCUGUCCGAAGACUUCCACAGUUGCAGCGUCGUCUUGGAAAGAGGUCUCCGGGAAGACACCGUCUUCUUGCAGAUGACGAGGGCGGUGAAGAAGGGCGAAAGUGUAAGCCUGUGGUUCUCAACCAGCCUGCAAGCAGCCAUAGGAAUUCCCUUCCUCACUCCAAGCAAUAUAUUAGGAGAGAAGAACUACGUGUGCCAUCACUGCAGAGAGUGCUUCGAGUACCCGAACCCUCUGAAGGUCCACUUGGCCCUCGACUGCGGACGUUUGAGAACGACCGAGUUGUGGGAGAGGAUGAGCAAGUCCUCCGACACGACCAACAACAAUGCAGAGCCGCCGUUCGACCUCUCUGCGCUGUCCCUCAAGAAGAGCCCGCCCUCGCCGGCGCACAGCUGCUACUCGAACCCUAGUCCUCAGCCCAGGUCGGACGGGACUCUGGAGGACAGGCCAUCCUCGGAACCGCCGCACUCCGCCUUCAGGCCCUACCUCAAGGCCGAUCAUGGGGAGUCGGUGCUCAGCAGGAGGGCGGCAGAGAUAGAGGCCUUCGUCAGCAGUCUGGGCCAAUCCAAGCAGGGCCAUCUCUGUCUCUACUGCGGCAAGCUCUACUCCAGGAAGUACGGUCUCAAGAUACAUAUCAGAACACACACUGGAUUCAAACCACUGAAAUGCAAAUACUGCUUGAGACCCUUUGGAGAUCCUAGCAACCUCAAUAAGCACGUCAGGUUACAUGCGGAAGGAGAUACUCCUUACAGGUGUGAACUUUGUGGGAAAAUGUUAGUGAGAAGAAGAGAUCUGGACAGGCAUAUGAAAGCUAGACACAACAUAAAUGAAUGCACUCGAUAUCAGAUAAGCAAUGUUUGAAGUUGUGAUUCAAGUUUUCUUUUAACUAGUCAAUAAUUGGAAUUAUCAAGUCUGAAUACUAGUCAAUAAAUUUGUAAAUAUUUUUUAUAAGUGAUUCUAUAUAGAAAUUAUAUUUGUUACAUCUUUAUCAAUUUUAACUAUUGUUUAAAACUUAAAAAAUUGUAAAUAUAAAUAUUUAUUACUAAAAAUUGUUCAUAUUUUUAUAACUUAAACAAAAACUAAUGUAAAUAUCAUAAUAUAAUUUGCUCACUAAAUAAAAUUAUUUUUAAA